GCUCGCCCACGUGAUCUUACCUUGUCAAUAUAAUGUUUCAAUUACCCUGGCUGCUGGCUAGCAACCGUCGAGAGAGAGGUACCUCAUUACCCGUUAACUACAUCCUAUUGGCUCUCGCGGAGGCACGUGACCAAAAUACCGGAGUGUGACUGGCUGGAAUGUCUAAUCACAGGGGUUAUAAGUCUCGUGUGACAGGAAAAGACUACAAUCCCACCACCACACAUGAUUAGCUCUCGCAUAGCUCUGCUGUGCCCACUAUAUAAUACUGCUCAAUAGUUUUGUUGUUUUACAUUUCUGCACUCGUGUGUAUAUUGUGCCUGCAUCUCUGAGCUGCUCUCUCUUUGACUAGUGGUCUAUACCGUUUCCGUGUUCCAUUUGCUAUAGCACAGUUUAUAGUACGCGUCUCGAGCGGCCGCUAUUCAUUUAUAUGACCGCCCUUUGUCAAUUCGUCAUGGCUACCGAGGAUAAUAUUGUUCCGGCGUUCGAGGGCAUUGAUCCUCCCCUACUGGACCCGUUAAUGGUGGAACACUUCAACAAUCUCCAGUCUCCAGAGACCUCACAGCUGAGCGGCUCUCCUGGGAGACCGAACGGCAGUAACUGUGAAGGAUCUAGUGUUAAUCUCCAGGGUUUGUCUCUGGAUGACCUGAUAAAACUUGUUACCCAGCUCUGUGAAUCUGAUCCCUCAUUUUCCGAACAAAUUCUCUCCGCUCUGAACGGGGACACGUCGUGCGAUGAGAAAGAUGGGAGUAGACCUAACAGUAACGAGGCGACCGCCAGUGAACCCAUGAUUGUUGAGUCAGAACCCCCACUACCUGAUACAAACACUCUCCUCAAAACAUUAAACCAGAGUUUUCUUCUCCAGGAGUAUAACAACACCCUCGCUCUUCAAAUAGCCCAAGCUAACACCAGACUUUCUUCUAACGGCCUCGACUCUUCAAAUCCUGCCCAGUCUUCAGUCCUUCUCAACGCAGAGUCUCUACAGGAGGCCAUGAAGUCCAAUCUGUUCGUGAUGGAAAACAAGGGAAACAACUUUGUUCCACUGAAAGAAUUCCGGAGACCUGGACCCAAAUACACCAGGAAAAACUUCAGUCCCGAACAGAUAGAGGGACUCGAGGCAGCUUUCCAGGAGCAUCGAUUCGUGAAGAAGGAUCUUAGAAAAGAACUUGCCAGGAAGCUGAACCUUAGCGAGAGGAGCAUAUCGUACUGGUUCCAAAACAAACGUGCGAGAAGUAAACCUCCGAUAACGAUGAGCAGUGAGGCGGCUCUGAAAGCAGCUCAACAACAACACGGACUAGAACCACAGCAGCAGCUGGAUCAGCAGCAACAAAGUCAGCAGGAUUCCUUGGUGGCAGCUCUUCAGCAAACCAUUCAACAGUCCUGUGCCACGUGAUCGUGACUGAAGAUGUGUCCCAGAGAAUGGGGUGUAUCCUUGAAUCAGACUCACAACCAGACCCUCAGGUCCCAGUAAAGUGGCUACCACAACGACCUUUCUGCAAAACCCUGGAAUUGCCCGAUUGCAGCGACAGCUUGUCGUAUUAAUGAACAGAGACAAUGAAACAUUAAACACACCUUAUCAGAUAGCUAUGGCAUGAGAUUUAUGAGGAUUAUUUGGAUCAGUUUAUUUAUACCCGUAUUUGUUAACAAAGCUGUUAGAAGUUAUGGUGGAAAUGAAUUACAGAUGUAAACUUUAUACGCAUUCAUUUUUACCAAUUGAAGUUAAGAUAAUGAAGCUACUUAUAGGUACAUAUUAAUAUUUUGAGUUUUUACCAUGUUGAUGCUGAAUAUUGUUUUGAAUGAUUACGUUUAUAACGGUUAUUAUACGCUUUUAUUAUAUUUCGUGGUUAAAUUUGUCAAAUAUCUUUUCAUCUAAACCUCAAUAUGACAUUAUGAGCAUAUAAAAAUAGCUCAACAAACAAAAAAUUAAAGGAAUUGGAAUACCCAUAAUUCUAAUGAUGUAAAAGUCUGAUUCCA
This is a messenger RNA of Bolinopsis microptera, 1971 nucleotides long. Its product is annotated as homeobox protein HEX homolog pha-2-like. Lineage: Eukaryota; Metazoa; Ctenophora; Tentaculata; Lobata; Bolinopsidae. Bases 428 to 1390 code for a protein of 320 amino acids. Gene Ontology annotation, molecular function: DNA-binding transcription factor activity, RNA polymerase II-specific; RNA polymerase II cis-regulatory region sequence-specific DNA binding. The transcript has a single exon. The record is from RefSeq and is a predicted model, not a curated record. Gene Ontology annotation, cellular component: nucleus. Gene Ontology annotation, biological process: central nervous system development; regulation of transcription by RNA polymerase II; brain development.